AAAUGUCAUUCCCAAGCCAGCGUCCUCGCACACUACCUCAUACCCUGUGGCGUGGAGUACAGCCUGAUUGCUUGUGCCAUCUUCUACAAGUUGUUUCAACGCAUUGGCCAUAACGAACAUGGUGAGGCGAAUGGUGUGUCCGAGCAGAGGCUGGAUCAUUGUGCCCCUGACGGCCGUGUCUACAAUGAAUGCCACAGGGCCCACAAAGGACUCUUUGUGGGUCUCCUGAUCUUCAUGGCCACUCUGGUUGCCCUGGCCGUCUUCUACAUCCUCUACAAUGACCACAAGGUGCAGUCGGCUGUGACGCUGUACCAGGCCUCAAACAUCAUUCUGCUGGCGAUUGGUGUGAUUACAGUCUUCCUGGCGCUGCUACGGUUCCGUCUGUUGACGCUACGAAAACUCUCCGAAACGAAUGCCUUUGACGACAACCUCCUUCUGAUUGGCCUCCUGGGCAUGCUCUUCUAUGACAUGUUCCUCCUAGUACCGGCUGUUGAAACUAGAAAUAAAAUAGGCAUCACGGCAUAUCUGUUUGUCGCAAAAGCGGCUCUGGAAAUUGUUCAGUCGUUAAUGCAGGUGAGGAAACCUUACUUCAGUUUUCAUAGUUAUUUGCAGCACGUGAUACUACUUCUACCAGAAGAAGAAAUACAGAACAGUUGGUAA
Molecule: messenger RNA, 660 nt
Organism: Dibothriocephalus latus
Lineage: Eukaryota; Metazoa; Platyhelminthes; Cestoda; Diphyllobothriidea; Diphyllobothriidae
Source: the annotation of a GenBank genome assembly